CGGCGGCAAGCCCGGAGACGGGGACAGAGGCAAGGGCGAGAGCGGCAGCUUGAGGCGGAGGGCGAAGGGGGCGGCGGCCACUCCGGCCGUCACUCCCCACGACUACAUGCUGUUCCUCUACAAGACGCUGUCUGUCAUCCAGCGCGGAGGCUUGAACGGCAGCGCCCCGCAGCCCGCCGCUCUCGCCAACACUGUCACCAGCUUCGUGGACAGGGGGCAAGAUGAUCGUCACCCCUUUGUGAGGAGGCAGAAAUAUAUCUUCAACAUCAGUGCGAUGGAGAAGGAAGGGUUGCUGGGUGCGGAGCUGAGGAUUCUCCGAACACGACCUGUGGACGGGAGGAGAGGGCGGACUCCAGGGAACAUGUGCACUCUCCGAUUGUCCAAGUGCCCCGCCGACAGGCAGAAGCCGAUUGUCGUCGACUCUCGCUCCAUUGACCCAUUGGACACGUCAAAGUGGGAGGUCUUCAACCUCUGGAAGCUUUUCAGGACAUCGAGGAAGGAGCAGCCUUCGACGCAACUCUGCUUCGAGCUGGAAGCCUUGGACAGAGGCAGGACGGUGGAUCUGAGGAGCUUGGGAUUUGGAAGAGCUGGGCGUCAGACCAAAGAGAAGGCUCUCCUACUCAUGUCCGGCAGGACCAAAAAAAGGGACCUGUUCUUCAAUGAGGUCAAAGCCAGGUCCGGGCACGACGACAAGUCAGUUUACGAGUUCCUGUUCAACCAGAGGAGAAAGAGAAGAGCACCUCAUGCAUCCCGCCAGACAAAGGGCAAGAAAGCCAAGCCCCGUUGCACGCGGAGACCCCUCCACGUCAACUUCAAGGAGAUGGGGUGGGACGAUUGGAUCAUCGCGCCGUUGGACUACGAAGCGUAUCACUGCGAGGGGGUUUGCGACUUCCCCCUCCGCUCCCACUUGGAACCCACAAACCACGCCAUCAUCCAGACCCUCAUGAACUCCAUGGACCCUGAAUCCACCCCGCCCAGUUGCUGCGUGCCAACAAAACUCAGCCCCAUUAGCAUUUUGUACAUAGACUCUGCCAAUAACGUGGUGUAUAAACAGUACGAGGACAUGGUGGUAGAGUCCUGUGGUUGCAGGUAGCAUUGGUCUGAGGCACCAGGCAACCACGUAAUAAUGAGCACACUGGGACUUCUACCUGAGUGAGUCUUGCAGGUAUUGGUUGGUCUCCUGGUAAUGCUAUUUGUCAUUGGACACCGCAAGCUAUUGGAAGUGAGUUGGAGAUGAAAGAUCCAUGGCGAUAAAACUGCCACUGAGGCUAAAGGUUCCUCAGUGCAGCUCCAGAUCAACAGUGGCCCCAAUGCAAUUCUCUCUGCACCACCCGCCCCAUUCCUGGGGGUAUCUGGUGCCAUCUGUCCUAAGACUCAGACAGUAUGCUCCCUCCAGUGCAAUACUGCCACCACUCACUGCCUGCUGAACCCAGAUAGACAGGGAGAGUUCUGGUGGGUUAGACCAUGCUGGAAGGAGUGAGGUUGAGAUGGGAGGGGUUUCCGCUGGGGAUGCAAGGGGUAGGUGAAUCUGAGAGCCAACUCCAAGAAGGUUCUUUCAUUAACCUCCGUGACUACAGCCAAUGAAUCAUCUCGGAAGCAAACCCCAGUACAACACUGAUCUUGUAGAGGUGUAUAUAAUCAUCAGUGGAAUAAAUCAGGUAGACGCACAAAGUCUCUUACCCAGAGUAGGGGAAUCGAGAUCCAGAGGACAGAGGUUUAAGGUGAGAGUGGAAAAGAUUUAGUAGUAACCUGAGGGGUAACUUUUUCACACAGUGGGUGCAUGGAACGAGCUGCCAGAGAAAGUAGUUGAGGCAGGUACUAUCACAGACAUUCAGACAAGUGCACGGAUGGGAAAGGUUUAGAGGGAUAUGGGCCAAACGUGGGCAGGUAGGAUUAGUGAAGAUGGGGCAUCUUGGUCGGCAUGGGCAAGUUGGGCCAAAGAGCCUGUUUCUGGGCUGUAUGGCUUUAGACUAGAGACACAGCACGAAAACAGGCCCUUCGGCCCACCGAGUCUGCGCCAACCAGCGAUUGUCCUGCACACUAACAGUAUCCUACACACUAAGGACAAUUUCCAAUUUUUACCAAAGCCAAUUAACCUAAAAACCUGCACAUCUUUGGAGUGUGGGAGGAAAGGAAGCACCCGGAGAAAACCCACGCGGUCACAGGGAGAACCUACGAACUCUGCAGCACCCAUAGUCAGGAUUGAACCCAGGUCUCUGGUGCAGUAAGUCAGCAACUUUGCCGCUGCACCACCGUGCUGCCCUGUGCAGAAUUUGCUUUGGACGGGAGGGGAAAAUAUACAUUUCAGAACAACCGCAGAUGUAAUCAGCGCAUGUUGGGAUGAAUUCAGAUAUGUGAAUCGUUUACUGUUUGUCUAUGAUGAGGAUAUUUGUUGCCUGGUCAUAAAUGUUACUGUCAAUUUGAAGUUGUCAUGAUUUUCAUGAAUUCCUGUACCACACAACAAAAUGAACAGAUGGGGGUGAUCGAGAUAUUAUUAAAAAAUUGAAUGCAGAAAAUCUUAAAUAAAAAAAUACACAAAAUGCAUAGAAUUGCAAGAUCUUGACUCAUCGAAACAAAGAGAAUUGGUCCUAUUUGCAAGUGAACCAUAAACACAUCAGGUCUUUUCGUUUUUUGUCCAGGGUAGUGGAAUCAUAAAUAAGAGGACAUAUGUUUACAAUACAAUACAACACAAUACAAUUUAUUUGUUAUCAUUUGAACCUCUUGAGAUUCAAACGAAAUUUGGUUUCUGCAGUCAUACACACAAGAAAAAGAACCAAGACACAACACAAUUUACACAAGCAUCCAACACAGUGAAUCUCCUCCUCACUGUGAUGGAAGGCAAAGUCUUAUCUCUUAUCUUAUUUAAGGUGAGAGGGGCAAGAUUUAAUACGAUCCUGAGGCGUAACUUUUUUACUCAGAUGGUGUGGGUAUAUGGAAUGAAUUGCUAGAGAAGGUAGUAGAGGCAGGUACCAUAACAGCUAUUUAAAGGACAUAAAAUGCUGGAGCACCUCAGCGGGUUAGGCAGCAUCUCUGGAGAAAAAGAAUCGGUGACAUGGAUACGAAAGGUUUAGAGGGAUAUGGGCCAAACGAGCAGCAAGUGAGAUUAGCUUAGAUAGGGCAUCAUGGUUGGCAUGGACGAGUUGGGCCGAAGGGCCUGUUUCCAUGCUGUAUGACUAUGAUAUAUAUAUAACGAUUUGUGCAAAAGGUUUUGAGGAAAGUUUGGGGAUAUUAUUUUUGACAAAUCGAAUUGUGUUAUGAUCGGGAAAAUUCACUACCUGUUGAAGGAAGUGGAUAGAGAACAUUUCAA
Molecule: messenger RNA, 3307 nt
Organism: Leucoraja erinaceus (little skate)
Lineage: Eukaryota; Metazoa; Chordata; Chondrichthyes; Rajiformes; Rajidae
Gene: gdf5
Product: growth differentiation factor 5
Exons: 2
Coding region: 107-1093 (328 amino acids)
Biological process (GO): BMP signaling pathway; SMAD protein signal transduction
Cellular component (GO): extracellular region
Molecular function (GO): cytokine activity; growth factor activity
Source: RefSeq, a predicted model, not a curated record